UAAAAAUGCCUUCAUUUCCCGAAAGUGGGCUUCAGCCUAACGAAGAGAGAUCCCACACUCUGUUUGUUGCCCCAAUAGUCAACAGUUCCUGGCCAAAUGGAGAAAAAAAUAUUUCCUAUACCAUACCAUCAGGAACUUGGUGGCCCUUUUGCGACUACUGGAAAGACCCUCAACAUAUUCUUUAUCAACUUGCAAAUUUUUGUUUCGUGUUAGCAUACUCUUCCACAUGUUCCAAAAGAGGAGUGCUGUUUAUGCAUUGCUGGUUGAUUUUCGGUUUGUUGCUAUUUUCAACAUGGGCUUGGAAUGUGAUUUGUGCCCCAGACGUCUUCACUUGGAACUUCGCUUUCAUGUUGAUGAACAUGGCUCAAGUCUUCCAUAUCGUGUACCAGCUUAGACCUGUCAAAUUCGAUCCUGAGCUAGAAGAAGCCUAUCACGUUCUAUUCGAGCCUUUCAAGCUUUCUAGAUUACAAUUCAAGAGGAUGGUGAGUGCAGAUUUCGCCCAAAUAAUGUCUCUGCACGCUGGGGAGGCAUACGCUGUUCAAAAUCUGACAAGAACUGACAGGCUUGGGCUUCUUCUAUCGGGAAAGGUGAACGUACUCUCAGAUAAUCAGUUUCUGCAUCCAAUUUUGCCCUGCGAGUUUCUAGAUUCGCCCGAAUUCGAAUCAAGCAGAAACACUGUAGAUGACAAAUUCAAAGUGUCCAUCGUAGCGGCCAGCACCUGCAGAUACCUCUACUGGCAGCGCGCCUCUCUGGAGUACCUCUUCGUCAAAGACACCUACAUCGCUACCGUGCUCACCACCAUCAUCGCCAGAGACAUCGCCACCAAGCUGUACGCGAUGAACAACAAGAUCGUGACGGCCAAAGGGUCGCACCUGGACAUCAGGCUGCCCAGCAUAACAUCUUCACUGGCUUCGGGGGGCGAGUACAAGUCGCCCAUACGGUCCAAGAAAGCCAACGGAGGUCUUGGGUUGUGCUCAGAUACAUAUUCAAACGAGUCGAUCAGGCACAAGUCUCGAGAGAACGGAAACCCAUCUCAGAACUGUUACCAGAACGAAAUGGAACCACUAACAGAGCUACCAUCAACAGACGACCUUACGUCCAAUGACGUGGAAAGCUGGUUGGAGACCAGCUCUAAAUAUCACAGUUGUGAAAUUGUUGACACAGAUUAGCUGUCGAUAACUCAUAUUAUUAAUUAUUAUGUUAUAAUUUUCAUUAUGUAUAUUAU
Phaedon cochleariae (mustard beetle) is the source of this 1225-nucleotide messenger RNA. The record is from the annotation of a GenBank genome assembly. Lineage: Eukaryota; Metazoa; Arthropoda; Insecta; Coleoptera; Chrysomelidae.